This is a messenger RNA of Mytilus trossulus (common blue mussel), 426 nucleotides long. RefSeq names its product clumping factor B-like. The transcript has a single exon. The record is from RefSeq and is a predicted model, not a curated record. The coding region runs from base 1 to 426 and encodes 141 amino acids. NCBI's taxonomy places the organism in Eukaryota, Metazoa, Mollusca, Bivalvia, Mytilida, Mytilidae.
AUGUGCUGUGAUUCCCAAUGUAACAAACCUAGUUCACCUAAGACUGAUUCCCAAAGUGACAAACCCAUUUCAUCUGCUACUGAUUCCCAAUGUGACAAACCUAGUUCACCUGAGACUGAUUCCCAAUGUGACAACCUAGUCCACAUGAGACUUGAUUCCCAAUGUGACAAACCCAGUUCACCUAAAACUGAUUCCCAAAGUGACAAACCCAGUUCACCUGAGACUGAUUCCCAAUGUUACAAACCCAGUCUACCUGAGACUGAUUCCAUUGUGACAAACCCAGUUCACCUGAGACUGAUUCCCAAUGUUACAAACACAUUUCACCUGAGACUGAUUCCCAAUGUUACAAACACAGUUCACCUAAGACUGAUUCCCAAUUUGACAAACCCAGAUCACCUGAGACUGAUUCCCAAUGUGACAACCUAG